This is a messenger RNA of Strigops habroptila (Kakapo), 1266 nucleotides long. RefSeq names its product cathepsin L1-like. Gene Ontology annotation, molecular function: cysteine-type endopeptidase activity. The record is from RefSeq and is a predicted model, not a curated record. Gene Ontology annotation, cellular component: lysosome. Gene Ontology annotation, biological process: immune response. Bases 172 to 1170 code for a protein of 332 amino acids. The transcript has 8 exons. Lineage: Eukaryota; Metazoa; Chordata; Aves; Psittaciformes; Psittacidae.
CUCACGAGGAAGCAGCAGCCAGAGAAGCUGCUCCCUUUCUCCUCACUCUCUUUAGAGCCGGGAAGGGGUCGGUGGAUGGGCAUUAAUUUGGGCUCAUCCUGCUCCCAGCCGUGGGGCUGAGCCCUGGGCCCCCCCUGACCCCGCUGUCACCCUUCCCGCCGGCUCAGUGCCAUGGCCGUGCUGCUGAGGCUGCUGCUGGCCCUGCUGGGCUGCACCACGGCGCUGGAUCCCGCCCUGGAGGAGGCCUGGGAAGGGUGGAAGCGCCUCCACGCCAAGGAGUACCCAAGGGAGGCUGAGCCCAUCCGCAGGGAGGUCUGGGAGAAGAACCUGUGGCGCAUCCAGCAGCACAACUGGGAGGAGUCGCAGGGGCAGCACAGCUUCCGCCUGGCCAUGAACCACCACGGGGACCUGACAGAUGAGGAGUUUAACCAGCUCCUGAACGGCUUCACCCCAGCACGGCAGGAGGAGCCAGCGCGGCUCUUCCAACCGUCAGAGGCCCUGAAGACCCCGGUGGAGGUGGACUGGAGGGCCAAGGGCUACGUGACACCCGUAAAGAACCAGGGGCACUGCGGGUCCUGCUGGGCCUUCAGCGCCACGGGGGCCUUGGAGGGGCUCGUCUUCAACCGGACGGGGAAGCUGGUGGUGCUGAGCGAGCAGAACCUCAUUGACUGCUCCCGGCAGCUGGGCAACGCCGGCUGCCGCGGCGGGUACAUGAUCCGCGCCUUCCAGUACGUGCGCGACAACGGCGGCUUGAACUCGGAGCACGUCUACCCCUACACGGGCACGGACACGUCCGGCUGCCGGUACGACCCCCGGGACAGGGCAGCCAACUGCUCCGCUCUGCGGACGGUGCCCCAAGGCAAUGAGGAGGCGCUGGAGCAGGCGGUGGCAGCCGUGGGGCCCGUCUCUGUGGCGGUGGAUGCCAGCGGCUUCCACUUCCACUUCUACAAGUCGGGUAUCUUCAGCAGCAUAUUCUGCAGCCAGCGGGUGAACCACGGGAUGUUGGCUGUGGGCUACGGCACGAGCCAGGAGCGCGGGCGCAACGUGAGCUACUGGAUCUUAAAGAACAGCUGGUCGGAGCUGUGGGGCGAGCAGGGCUACAUCCGCCUGCUGAAGGGCGCCGACAACCAGUGCGGGGUGGCCAACCAGGCCAGCUUCCCGGUGCUGUGAGCCGGGACAGCGCUGCCUGCGCAUCCACGCCUGUUUCCUGCUGGAAAUGAGCUUUUCCUGGGAUGAGAAGCAAUUAAAAGCAGCACAGCUAAUGGC